AUGGAUUCAGUAUUGAACGUGGGAAUAGUUGGAACAGGGAUUUUCGCGAGAGAUUCGCAUUUACCUGCCUAUCAGCAACUGCCCAAUGAGUUCAAGGUGGUAGCUGCUUUCAACAGGACUAAAAGUAAAGCGGAAGCGUUCGCGGAAGAUGCAGGAAUUGAGAAAGAAAAAGUUUUCGACAAUCUGGACGAUAUGCUGAAAGAUGAGUCAAUCUCUGCUAUUGAUGCACUGCUUCCAGCACAAUUCAAUGCAGAGACUGUGGAGAAGUGCAUUGCUGCCAGGAAACCAGUCAUUUUGGAAAAGCCGAUCGCCGCGACAAUGGCUCAGGCAAGAAAAAUCGUUGAAAUGUCAGAUGCCACGACCCUUCCUAUUGGAAUCGCUGAGAAUUGGCUGUUCAUGAAUGCUGCCAGCGCGCUAAAGGAGCAGUUAGCAGAGAUCGGGCCAAUCACAGCAUUCACUUACAACUCUACGGGGCCUUUUGUGAAGGAAAACAAAUACCUUUCAACAUCCUGGAGGCAGAACCCUGAACAUAUUGGUGGAUUCCUUUCUGACGGCGGCGUUCACCAAUUGGCUUUGCUCACCGAAGUUUUGGGGGAGGUUGAAUCGGUGAGCGCGCUGACCAAACAGGUUCGUAAGCAAUCCGGUACAGACGAUGUCGUGUUCUCGACUGUAAAGCUUAGAGACUCCGACGUUAUUGGAACCUUUACCUACGGCUCUGCGUUCGGGUCGUGCAAGAAGUCCGUGUACUUCAAGGUGUAUGGGCUUAAUGGUGCCGCAACACUUGACUUGUCGGACAAAAAGAAGCCUGUGAUUAAGGUCACAGUUGGCGACUCGGCAGAAGCGAACGCAAAGGAAAAUACGAUUGAGAUUGACGAGCACCCAUCAGGCGGCAUUCAAGAGGAAUUCCUGAACUUUCGCGAGUCAAUUCUGAAAAAAGAAAAACGAGUAAUCAGAGGCUCGCCCCGAGUUGCGUUCCAUCACUUGGCUUGCGUUGCUGCGUUUUUGGACUCUUCUGCUAAGGAUGGAGACAGCGUGGUCGUCGAGCAGCCUUGA
Lachancea thermotolerans CBS 6340 is the source of this 1053-nucleotide messenger RNA. RefSeq lists its product as uncharacterized. The transcript has a single exon. NCBI's taxonomy places the organism in Eukaryota, Fungi, Ascomycota, Saccharomycetes, Saccharomycetales, Saccharomycetaceae. Gene Ontology annotation, molecular function: oxidoreductase activity; nucleotide binding. Gene Ontology annotation, cellular component: cytoplasm. Gene Ontology annotation, biological process: NADPH regeneration. Bases 1 to 1053 code for a protein of 350 amino acids. The record is from RefSeq and is a predicted model, not a curated record.